This is a messenger RNA of Oncorhynchus kisutch (coho salmon), 3511 nucleotides long. RefSeq names its product alpha-2Db adrenergic receptor. The record is from RefSeq and is a predicted model, not a curated record. Gene Ontology annotation, cellular component: plasma membrane. Lineage: Eukaryota; Metazoa; Chordata; Actinopteri; Salmoniformes; Salmonidae. Bases 302 to 1657 code for a protein of 451 amino acids. The transcript has a single exon. Gene Ontology annotation, biological process: G protein-coupled receptor signaling pathway. Gene Ontology annotation, molecular function: alpha2-adrenergic receptor activity; epinephrine binding.
CUCCACUCUAGCAUGAACGCGGCCAAUGCGCAACGACCAGAUUAAAGUAGGAACUUCAGGCUACCAUCUGACCCUGGUUUCUUGGACUGCCGUCGUACGCGAGGGAACCAUACAUUCAAAACAUGUUUCUUUCCUUGCACAAAUACAAACUGUAGAGCGUGGCCAGGCAUUGUUGGAGUCGCGGGCAACCUUGUGCGUACGCACUAAAAACAAAACACUGCAGGAUGCUACUUCUCCUGGUCAUUCCGUCUGUGAUUUCGAUUGAACAGUGAUGUUUCCACAUAAUGGGUCAACUGAUUAGAUGAAAAUUACUACUUUGAUCAAAUUGCGCAAUUUGCGACCCUCGCCUUGUGUAUCUCUGCUUGGAAUGCAUGAGGAGAAUGGGGAGGAACAGACGUGUCUAUCCAGAAUGGAUAUAACCCCAACAGCUUUUGCCGCAUCGAACUCAUCAGAGGAUACUAAUGGCACGAGUGCCCAAAGACCUCUGCCUCACUCCCAGAGCGUGGCCGUCUUCAUCGUGUUCCUGGUCACCGUUAUCAUUCUGGUGACAAUCGUAGGGAAUGUACUUGUUGUGGUGGCCGUUUUCACGAGCCGCGCGCUCCGUGCGCCGCAGAAUCUCUUCCUUGUCUCUUUGGCAUCGGCAGAUAUAUUAGUGGCCACCUUGGUCAUCCCUUUCUCCCUCGCCAACGAGAUCAUGGGUUACUGGUACUUUGGGAGCACCUGGUGCGCCUUCUACUUGGCCCUUGACGUCCUCUUCUGCACGUCCUCCAUAGUGCACCUCUGUGCCAUAAGUCUGGACAGGUACUGGUCUGUAACCAAAGCUGUUAGCUACAAUCGGAAGAGGACGCCCAGGCGUAUUAAGUGUAUGAUCACCGUGGUCUGGGUCAUAUCAGCAGUCAUCUCUUUUCCACCGUUACUUAUGACCAAACACGACGAGCAUGAGUGCUUGCUCAACAACGAAACAUGGUAUAUUCUCUCGUCUUGUCUGGUAUCAUUUUUCGCCCCGGGUCUAAUCAUGAUUCUGGUGUAUUGUAAAAUAUAUAAAGUGGCCAAGCAGCGCGCAUCAACCGUGUUUGCAGCAAAGAACGGGACGGAGAGACAGCCUUCGCAGUCAGAGACGUGCUUCGUGCCGAGGAGGAAGUUUGAGGUGGAGAGCCCCAGCAGCCCCAGUUUAGGUGGCCACAUGCGGAAAGGAGAGCUCGAUGAUAUUGACCUGGAGGAGAGCUGCCUCGCCGACAGCAAACCCAAGAACUGUCUCUUCUCCAAGAGAGUGAAAGUGGAGGGGGCAAACACUUUCCCAAAACAGAGUUGUCGCGUGUCAUGGGCUUCAAACCGCAACGCGAAGCUCUCUCAGGAGCAAAAGAUUAGACAGAUGUCACUGUCAAAGACCAAACUGGCGCAGAUGCGUGAAAAGCGCUUUACGUUUGUCCUUGCAGUGGUGAUGGGGGUGUUUGUACUCUGCUGGUUCCCCUUCUUUUUUACAUACAGUCUGCACGCAAUAUGCAGAGAUUGUUGCCCAAUUCCGGAUGCUCUCUUUAAUCUGUUUUUCUGGAUUGGUUACUGUAACAGUUCAGUGAACCCUAUCAUUUAUACAAUAUUUAAUCGCGAUUUUCGGAGAUCUUUCAAGAAGAUCAUAUGCCAGACAUCACACACAUAGGUUUACAAAAAAAAGGUAUCUCUCUAUAUGUGUGUGAGUGUGGGUAAGCUCUGUUGCGUUUAGUAUCUGUACUUAUGAGACGUGUAAAAAAGUGUUUGUAGAAUACUGUGAUAAGAUUUUAAAUAAUAAUAAUUUAAUGUCAUGUAAAAAAUGGACUUCAAAAUUUGUGAGUUUGUAACCGUCAGAUGGUGUUUCUGUGGACUUGAAUGCAUCAGGUUGCAAACCUGCAUAAUUUAUUUAAAAACAAAGAAUUCUGUAUCCAAUCUACAUAUUCGAGAAGCAUGAGUCAGACUACACUGUUAUGUUUCUCCAUGUUGUUAAUCACAUUUAGCAGUGUUCUGUUAUUAAUACAUUAAAGGGCUUUUGAUGUAAAGAGGCAAUUAAUGACUUGUUACUGUCUGAGACAUCUAACCUAAUGUAGCAGGCAUAAACAAGAUAUCUGCGAUUAGAUGCCCUACAUACUGGUCUUGACGAGAAGAAAAACCAAACUGUCAGCGGUGGUUCUCUUCUGCAUUGUUCAACCAAUCCAGUAAAUGUGGAGGAUGAGUUAAGAUGGCGUGUCGUCGUAUUAAGGUCCAAAAGCAGAAGUCAUGUCAAAGGCUCUCUUUCCAUUUCUCCUGAAGCGGAACAUCCAAAUUGUUGGACCCAGCAGAUGCUAGAGACAAAGACAGUACAGUAAGAAGAUAGGCAGAAACUGCUUCUCCAAAAUAAAUCCAUGAUCACACAAUCGAAUCUAUGUUGUGCCUUUAGAUUUCGAGAAAAUGAACUACUAAGUAAUAAUUUUUCAAUUCUCUCAUUGACUUCUCAAACCCCAAACCCAGGCCUGGUCGUAUUGGUCUGUUUCGCUAGUGUUCCCAGAAGUCUUGCGACGUUGCGCCUCUAAGUUUGGAAACUCUGUACUAGAGACAAUGUCUUAAGUAGGUGAACAUGUUAUUACUCUUGUGAAAGAGACAAACUGAUGUGUUUUUCAUUUUCGUAAAAAAAACAACUUUAUAUCUAAGGAGUACCUUUGAUUUGACAGCCUCUUCUGCCAACUUCUGUCUGUAACUUCCGGACAAUUUGAGCUACAGACUAAUAUGACCCCUCUAUGGAAACAUGAGACUCAUGUCGGUUGUUUUGCUCUAGGACGCCCACAAGCCUCAAGACUAAUCUGAAGGUAGCCUGGUAUCAGUUAUGGAAGUACACAGUACUGGUCAAAAGUUUGGAAAGACCUACUCAUUCAAGGGUUUUUCUUUAUUUGUAAUAUUUUCUACAUUGUACAAUAAUAGUGAAGACAUCAACUAUGUAAUAACAAACAGAAUCAUGUAGUAACCCAAAAAAGUGUUAAACAAAUCAAAAAAUAUAUAUAUUUGAGAUUCUUCAAAGUAGCCACCCUUUGCCUUGAUGAUAGCUUUGCACACUCUUGUGGAGUCCCAGGAAAAGCCAGACUACAAAAGCUUGUUGGACACAUAUUUCGACUUAUUUUCUUUAGCCUAUUGGAUGAAUUAUGCAUGCUUACUAUUGCUUUCUGAAUGUGAAAUAGGCUACAUCAUUGAGAACGGUCGGGGAGUUGGAAGGGAGAAGCCCACAUUUUCCUGUAGGCCAAACUUAACACUGGGUUACAUCCUGACAUAAUACCCCAUAUGAAUGGCCUGCUAAUGUACCUUUCUGGACCUUCAGAACUGUCAAGAAUAGACCCAAACUGAUCCAAAUGGUUGCAUAAUCAGGCCUAGGCUGACUAUGCAGUUGUUUCGGCCUGAAACAGAACAGGAAUUUUGAGCGGUUAUUCAAAUUAGCCUAUAUCACUGCAGUUGACAGCCUAUGAACAAUAAUUGUGUACUCACUUGAUAAUACAAAUAAAUUCCUCAUUGCACU